AUGCAAACUUUGCAAGGAUACGCCGGCCUCAAGUUCUUCAAGUGUGACAUCACCGACUCCUCUGAAGUCUACUCAGUCGCCGAGAAGGUCAAAGAAACGAUGGGGGCACCUACCAUCCUCAUCAAUAAUGCAGGGCUUCUGGCAUCCCACACCAUCCUCACUACGUCCGACGCGUACCUCCGAAAGAUCUUCGAUGUAAACGUCCUCAGCAACUGGUACACCACCAAAGCUUUCCUGCCAGACAUGCUCCGACACAACAAGGGCCAUAUCGUGACGAUCGCAAGCACGGCAAGCUUCAUCGGUGUCGCUGGCCUGGCAGAUUAUACGGCGACGAAGGCGGCUAUUUUAAGCUUCCACGAAACGCUCACCCAGGAACUCAAGCACCACUACAACAGCCCAAGCGUUCUCACGACUUCCAUACACCCUAAUUGGGUCCGUACACCUUUGAUAGAACCUGUGGAGCAGGAACUCAAGAGGCGAGGUUCUCCCAUUCUUGAGCCGACUGCUGUUGCCGAUGCAAUUGUCGGACAAAUCAUGAGCUGCAGCGGUGGCCAGAUCAUCUUACCAAGCGCUGCGGGCAAGGUCAGCAUGCUGAGGGGAUUGCCGAAUUGGGUACAAGAGAGUCUCAGAAGCGGCGUGAGCAAGACGAUCUACAAUACCGUGAAAUAA
Alternaria metachromatica is the source of this 669-nucleotide messenger RNA. RefSeq lists its product as uncharacterized. Gene Ontology annotation, molecular function: oxidoreductase activity, acting on the CH-OH group of donors, NAD or NADP as acceptor. The transcript is spliced from 4 exons. The record is from RefSeq and is a predicted model, not a curated record. NCBI's taxonomy places the organism in Eukaryota, Fungi, Ascomycota, Dothideomycetes, Pleosporales, Pleosporaceae. The coding region runs from base 1 to 669 and encodes 222 amino acids.